Molecule: messenger RNA, 938 nt
Organism: Sitophilus oryzae (rice weevil)
Lineage: Eukaryota; Metazoa; Arthropoda; Insecta; Coleoptera; Curculionidae
Gene: l(2)efl
Product: protein lethal(2)essential for life
Exons: 4
Coding region: 151-792 (213 amino acids)
Biological process (GO): response to heat; protein refolding
Molecular function (GO): protein folding chaperone
Source: RefSeq, a predicted model, not a curated record
UAGAAUUAGAAAAAUCUUGCGUGGCCACUGUUCCGAAAUUUGAAUCAUAAAAUAUUUUCACUAUAUAUUUAGAAGUUGUUGUGCAUCAGUUUUAGUGUUUAGUCUGUAUUUCGGCUUGCAGAUUAUUUGUGACAAAAAUAUAUAAUCGAGAUGUCUGUUGUACCACUCUUGUACCGCGAUUGGUGGGACGACGAAGACUGGUUCUCCCGUCCAUCUAGACUCCUGGAUCAACACUUUGGAGUUGGUUUGAGGAAAGACGAUCUCCUCAACUCGCUCAGGACAUUCCCAAGGAGUUCCGUAGCCAGACAGUACCUCAGACCAUGGAACACUUCUAGUGUCCUUCAAAGACAAGAAUCUGGAUCGACUAUUCAACAAGACAAGGACAAAUUUCAGAAAGCAACCAUAACAGAAGUGCAAACUAACCAAGAACCUCAAGCCCACAGUAGCUUGUCCAGAGCAAAUGAUUUUGAGGUAAUCUUAGACGUUCAGCAAUUCGCUCCAGAAGAAAUCACAGUGAAGACAAGCGGAAACAGCAUCGUUGUCGAAGGCAAACACGAAGAGAAACAAGACGAACACGGCUACAUUUCCAGGCAUUUCGUGAGAAGAUACGUUUUGCCUGCUGAAAAUGACAUUGAAGAUGUCGUUUCAUCCUUAUCCUCUGACGGUAUCCUGACUGUAACUGCUCCAAAGAAAUCAGAGAAACCUAAAAACACUGACAGGGUAGUACCAAUUCAACAGACUGGACCGGCCAAGCAAACUACUGAACCUAAAGUUGAAACACCUGGCAGUUAGAAAAUUUUCUCCUUAUUGUGAAAUACAAAUAAUAUGUUUUCGGACAUUGGAAUAACGCUUUUAACCAAAAAUUUGUAUAUUUUUGCUAUUAAGUACCUAUAACUUAUUUUAAAAUGCAAACAAUAAAUAAUAAUGUAUAACAAGAA